Arachis stenosperma is the source of this 1377-nucleotide messenger RNA. RefSeq lists its product as uncharacterized. Gene Ontology annotation, molecular function: protein binding. The transcript is spliced from 9 exons. The record is from RefSeq and is a predicted model, not a curated record. NCBI's taxonomy places the organism in Eukaryota, Viridiplantae, Streptophyta, Magnoliopsida, Fabales, Fabaceae. Bases 167 to 1174 code for a protein of 335 amino acids.
AUAGAUUCUCACUUUCCACUUUUAUUUGAAGCAGAAAAAGUCUCUGAGAGGAGAACGGCGUCGUAUCCAGAAAGUUCUAAAAGGGUGGUGGCAGUAGCACCAAGAGCCGCCGCAAUCAGCUUUGUGGAGUACAGCAGAGUCAGAGUGUGACAAGAGAACAAGAAGAAUGCCGACGGAGCUGGAAGAACUCGUCUCCUUCCUAUCUUCUCCAUCGCCGCAAUUAACAAAGGCCGCCGUCGACAUAGUUCGGGGACUAACCGGUUCUGAUGAAGGGAUGCACUCACUCGCAAGAUACGCAAACACCGUCUUGCCUUCCCUGUCACGACUCCUAAACGCUCCCAAGGAGGUUUCGGAACCCGCGGCUGAAGCUCUGGUGAAUCUAUCGCAAGAUUCGAAUCUUGCGGCGGACAUGGUGCGGAGUGGAAUGGUCAAAACUGCUAUGGAGGUUUUGUACAAGCCAGAAUCGAGUAUCACUCGUUUGCUUGUGAUGCUUUUGGUGAAUCUUACUCAACUUGAUGCUGGUUCUGCUUCCUUGCUUCAGAUUGAAGAUGACAGGGUACAUGGCUUGUAUGUUAUGAAGCUAGUGAGAUCAUUUUGUAGAUCGACACAUGAAAAUCAUGACGAUCCUUUUGAACAUGUUGCUUCAAUACUUGUCAACAUCUCAAAGCAGCAGGCAGGAAGGCAGCUUCUCCUUGACCCAAAACGGGGACUCUUGAAGCAGAUAAUCAGACAAUUUGAUUCAAACAGCUCAUUGAGAAAGAAAGGGGUCUCUGGAACAAUACGCAAUUGUUGCUUUGAAGCUGAGAAUCAACUACAAAAUUUGCUUCUGGUAUCGGAGUUUCUUUGGCCAGCAUUACUUCUUCCAGUAGCUGGCAACAAGAUCUACAACGAGGAAGAUCGAUCAAAAAUGCCACUUGAACUUGGGACUGCUCUCUCGAUUGAACGUGAGCCAGUUACUGAUCCGGAAAUUCGUACUCAAGCUUUGGAAGCUAUAUACUUGAUCUCAUUGCAGGAUGCAGGCCGAAGAGCCUUUUGGUCUGUUAAUGGACCUAGAAUAGUACAAGUAGGUUAUGAAGACGAGGAAGAUCCGAAAGUGAUGGAAGCAUAUGAGCAACUGGGUUCCUUGUUGAUUCACAGCAGUGGAGAAGAAACAUCUGGUGAGGCCACAAAGUAGUUACUCCACAUACAAUUAUUCAUUCAGUUAACACCAGAACUUCUCCGUGAGAAACAUGCACUAGUUAUCAAGGUCAUGCCAAGUCAGAAUUUAUCAUUUCAUUGUUACAAUUAACUCUCCCAAAAAUGUAAAAUCAUCUGAUUUAUAUUUACUGAUUGAAAUAAAAAAAAAAUAGAGAAACCCCCGCCAGGGGGAGAGAAAAG